Messenger RNA from Capra hircus (goat), 5015 nucleotides. It is a transcript of the gene MAPK4, whose product is annotated as mitogen-activated protein kinase 4. Gene Ontology annotation, molecular function: MAP kinase activity; ATP binding. NCBI's taxonomy places the organism in Eukaryota, Metazoa, Chordata, Mammalia, Artiodactyla, Bovidae. The record is from RefSeq and is a predicted model, not a curated record. Gene Ontology annotation, cellular component: nucleus; cytoplasm. The transcript is spliced from 6 exons. The coding region runs from base 1012 to 2778 and encodes 588 amino acids. Gene Ontology annotation, biological process: cell surface receptor signaling pathway; protein phosphorylation; intracellular signal transduction.
GGGAGCUCGCCGCGCGCCGGGGCUGGGACCGGCUGGGCAGAGCGCGCCGGCGCCGCGGCCGCAGACAAAGACGCCGCUCGCUCCCGGGCCGCCGCGCUCUCGGGCUCUGCCUUGGGGAAGGAGACUCGGUCUGAAAGAUGCUGCAUUCCACCAGCCUCUCUGGGUCCAGCAGAACACAGUCUCCUUCACGGUGAUGUGGAUGAGGGGGUGACAGAGGACGCUGCCCGCCUCUGAAGUCUCCAGAGGAUCCAGGCCAGGCAGGUGAGACCCAGGUCUGGGACUUCAGGUGCAGCUUGGUGUAGAGCUCAUGAAAGGUGCUUGAAUUUCUCCAGCUUUCUUCACCAGCAUUCAUCAGACUGGUUUGGGUUUCAGAAUCUGAGAGGAGCUAGUAGAAAGGAAAGCUGGCAGAGGUACAGAGAAGUCCCUACAAGCCUCUCAAAUCCACUGUUGGGAUCCCUUCAUACUGCUUGGGACCUGGAGGGCAGCUCCCAGGCUGCCAGAGGCUGCGAUACCACUAGACUUUGGACCAUCGAAAGGAAAGGAACAUAGCUCAGCGACGGCUCCACAUUUAAGCCAGAAGUAACCUCUUAUAACACAGGAUUUAAAGGGGAGAGUUUCUGCAUCUUUACUUUGUGGUCCAUCAUGAGAGAAAACUUUCCAUUCACAUAGAUAAUGGGACUGGAUUUUCUUUCCAAGAUACUGUAUUUGAAAGAAUCAUGAGCCAUUCUAAGCUUCCAGGGAGGCUCAAAGCAUAUAGGAGUUGGUGGACAGCCUUCCCAGGGCGAGGCUAAGGAGACAGCCUGAGCCUCCAACUUCUGCAGCUCAGCAGGUGUGGACAGAUGCCACUCUUGUCUCCAGAGAGCCGGUGGCAGUGACAUCACCAGGAGAAAAGGCAUCCUUCAGCCUUGGGACUUGACAGAAUGAGGAGGGCUGGGGAAACCAGGAGCUGGGACUCGGUCUUUCCUGACUGCCCCUCUGUCCCACGGGCAGCGCCUGACCACUGAGCCAACCAUGGCUGAGAAGGGCGGCUGCCUCGCCAGUGUCUACGGGUAUGACCUGGGCGGGCGCUUUGUUGACUUCCAGCCCCUGGGUUUUGGCGUCAACGGGCUGGUGCUGUCGGCCGUGGACAGCAGGGCCCGCCGGAAGGUGGCGGUGAAGAAGAUCACCUUGAGCGACGCCCGCAGCAGGAAGCACGCACUCCGGGAGAUCAAGAUUAUCCAGCGCCUGGACCACGACAACAUCGUGAAGGUGUACGAGGUGCUGGGGCCCCAGGGCACUGACCUGCAGGGCGAGCUGUUCAAGUUCAGCGUGGCCUACAUCGUCCAGGAGUACAUGGAGACCGACCUGGCACGCCUGCUGGAGCAGGGUACGCUGACCGAGGAGCACGCCAAGCUGUUCAUGUACCAGCUGCUCCGGGGGCUCAAGUACAUCCACUCUGCCAACGUGCUGCACCGAGACCUGAAGCCCGCCAACAUCUUCAUCAGCACCGAGGACCUCGUGCUCAAGAUUGGGGAUUUUGGGUUGGCGAGGAUCGUUGAUCAGCAUUAUUCACACAAGGGUUACCUGUCAGAAGGGCUGGUAACGAAGUGGUACCGCUCACCACGCCUACUCCUCUCCCCUAACAACUACACCAAAGCCAUCGACAUGUGGGCUGCCGGCUGCAUCCUGGCUGAGAUGCUCACGGGCAGGAUGCUCUUUGCUGGGGCUCACGAGCUGGAGCAGAUGCAACUCAUCCUGGAGACCGUCCCCGUGAUCCGGGAGGAGGACAAGGACGAGCUGCUCAAGGUGAUGCCUUCCUUCGUCAGCAGUACCUGGGAGGUGAAGCGGCCGCUGCGCAAGCUGCUACCGGAAGUGAACAGUGAAGCCAUCGACUUUCUGGAGAAGAUCCUGACCUUUAACCCCAUGGAUCGCCUGACCGCCGAGAUGGGGCUGCAGCACCCCUACAUGAGCCCGUACUCUUGCCCGGAGGACGAGCCCACCUCACAGCACCCCUUCCGCAUCGAGGAUGAGAUUGAUGACAUCCUGCUGAUGGCCGCCAGCCAGAGCCAGCUCUCCAACUGGGACAGGUACCCCGUGAGCCUGUCGUCGGACCUGGAGUGGCGGCCCGACCGGGGCCAGGACGCGAGUGAGGGGCAGCGCGACCCGCGAGCGGGGUCGGCGCCGCUUGUGGAGGACGUGCAGGUGGACCCGCGCAAGGACUCGCAGAGCAGCUCGGAGCGCUUCCUGGAGCAAUCGCACUCGUCCAUGGAGCGCGCCUUCGAGGCCGACUACGGGCGCUCCUGCGACUACAAGGUGGGCUCGCCGUCCUACCUGGACAAGCUGUUGUGGCGCGACAGCAAGCCGCACCACUACUCGGAGCCCAAGCUCAUCUUGGACCUGUCACACUGGAAGCAGGCCUCCGGCGCGCCCCCCGCCGCCAGGGUGGCCGGCGUGGCCCCGGUGGCCGCGGACCCCGGGCCGCGAGACGACGAGCCGGCCAGCCUCUUCCUGGAGAUCGCGCAGUGGGUCAAGAGCACGCAGGGCGGCCCCGAGCGCGGCGCCAGCCCGCCCCCCGACGGCCCAGAACGCCGCCUGUCCCCACCCGGCCGCCCGGCCCCCAUCGACGGGGGCGCCAGCCCGCAGUUCGACCUGGACGUGUUCAUCUCCCGCGCCCUGAAGCUCUGCACCAAGCCCGAGGACCUGCCGGACAAUAAACUGGGCGACCUCAACGGCGCGUGCAUCUCCGAGCACCCCGGCGACCUCGUGCAGACCGAGGCCUUCUCCAAAGAAAGGUGGUGAGGGUGGAGGGGCGCUCCAGGCCGUGCCCCCGGAAACCAUCCGGGGAAAGCCAGCCCUGGCCGGAGGGGACCACCCCCCUGGCACCUCCACCAGCCCUUCCACCCCAUCUCUGCUGCCCUGGGGUUAGCGGAACAGGAAGGAUCCGAGGAGCGAGAGGAAUGUCCAUUUCUUAAACUGCCUUAAUAACUAGCCUUUAACCUCUGGGAGUGUGUUUGAACAGGAGUCUAGUUUUUUUUUGGGGGGGGGCGGGGUUGAUCACUUUCCCAGCAAAGAGGAGGCCCUUGUGUUUGUAUCAGUGGUGGUGCGCAGGGCAGAAACGUCUUAGCAGUCAACAGGCCCCACCUGGGUGGCUGUCUGGAGAGGAACCUGGCAGAGAGGGUUGGAACUCUCUAGUCCAAGCAGCCUCAGCUGACAGAUGAGAAACACAGUGAAGUCCAGAGAAGCCAAGUGACUUGCUGAUAGGAUCCGGGCCUAGUCGGUGUCAGGGCAAGCCUUGAAUCCCAGUCUCCUGGCCCCCAGGCCAGUGUCUGUCCAUCUGUCCACUAAACAAUGUCUUCCUCUGCUGGGGUCACUCUGGCCUUUUUCUCAGAAAACUUGGUUCAAGACGUUUCUUCCCUGUCCAUUACCAGCUUACCCAUUCUGUGUGCUUUUACUCAGAGCCGUGUCCUGUGACUUCUGAAACUGGACAUUGAGCCAGCUUCUUUCCCCUUGUCAAUAAGUGUAUUUUCGUUUCCUGGCUCCUCAAGUACUGAAUAUUCCCAUUUGCCUCACCCCAGUGUGAUCUGAACUCUCGGCUUCAGAUCAGACCAGUUUGGGAUCUGUGGGUAAAAUCACCCUUCCUCCCAGGCCUGUGCACACACCUUUUCCAGAACUUUCCUAUGCACUUUCCUGACACACGCGCAGACACAGUGACAGCUCUUGUUCCCCAGGGAAUGCCGUACACUGGUGAGUUUGAAGACAGCAAUUCCAAGAAUCCCUGCAGCCUGCCCCACACCCCUAGUACACACAGCCCCACUCCAAGCCUACCUUGGGAGCUUGUUUUCUCAGCCCAAAUUGCCCCUUUGGAGGAAAGCAGUGAAGCGCCUGCAACAGAGCUGAUGUGCUGGGAGAGAAGCUCUCACACAGGACCCACUGACCUUCAUUAAUUCUGCCCUUGGUUUGAUCAUCCAUUUAGCCCCAUUAAACAGCAGGCCCUGAAGAAAUGUACUGGAGCAAGGGGCCUUGGAGACAAGGAAUCCAGAAAGGCAGGAAGGUCUGAAAAGUGGGGUGCUGACAUCAAGGGUCCACAGGAGUCAGUUACCAGCAUGGGGACCCCAUGACAAAAGAAAGGACUCGAGACCACCAUGUCCUCCCUAGCUUAGGCCAGGAUGAACUUGGAGCAUGCCAAACCAAAGGUGCCGGAGAAGGCGAUGGCACCCCACUCCAGUGCUCUUGCCUGGAAAACCCCACAGACGGAGGAGCCUGGUAGGCUGCAGUCCAUGGGGUCGUGAAGAGUCGGACGCAACUGAGUGACUUCAAUUUCACUUUUCACUUUCAUGCAUUGGAGAAGGAAAUGGCAACCCACUCCAGUGUUCUUGCCUGGAGAAUCCCAGGGACAGGGGAGCCUGGUGGAUUGCCGUCUAUGGGGUCGCACAGAGUUGGACACAACUGAAGUAACUUAGCAAACCAGAUGUGCGCGCGUUCACAGAGCCUCAGGGGACGGUGUGUAGCAUGGCAGGGCCUCUGCAGAGGCAUGGAGUCCGGCCCCCGGCAAACGCUCUUCCGUUUCCACCACCGGCGUUCAGCUCCCCCCAGAGAUGCCCAUAGGAGCCGAUCUGUAAACAGAGGAUCCCCCAGUGUUGAUCAUAGGCUGUGUUCACCCUCACCUCAACAGCACCUUAAGUCUAAUCAGCUAACUAGGAUCUGUACAUUGAAACCUGCAGCACAUUAGAAACUUGUAUUUAAAAACAAUUAACCAUACUGACCGAUUUUUACCUGGGAAAUAUGUAAAUAUGAAGUGUUGGGGUUUCUUUUUUUUUUUUUUUAAGAAAAGGAGACGUUCACCGCUCUCACGUGCCAUUUGUCCUCAGAGGGCGGCUUUACAUUUUUGGUAAAGGAACAAGCUGCUGAUCUUGACAAGGAGUUCAUAUAUAAUUGUUAUUACAGAGGAAUUGCUAUUACUCAUGUUUUAAAAAUAUCUAUUAAACAUUAUUAAACUUGAUCGGGAUGGGCCAAAUAAAGUUUUAUUGGAACAUAGA